Molecule: messenger RNA, 1947 nt
Organism: Molossus molossus (Pallas's mastiff bat)
Lineage: Eukaryota; Metazoa; Chordata; Mammalia; Chiroptera; Molossidae
Product: villin-like protein
Exons: 13
Coding region: 1-1947 (648 amino acids)
Biological process (GO): barbed-end actin filament capping; actin filament severing; actin polymerization or depolymerization
Cellular component (GO): actin cytoskeleton; cytoplasm
Molecular function (GO): phosphatidylinositol-4,5-bisphosphate binding; actin filament binding
Source: RefSeq, a predicted model, not a curated record
AUGGACACCAAGAGCCUCCCGGACAUCGAGAGCCACAGGGACCUCCACAUAUGGAUCAUUGAGAACUUGGAGAUGGUGCCCGUCCCCGAGAGCGCUUACGGGAACUUCUUUGAGGAGCACUGUUACAUCGUCCUCCACGUCCCCCAGGGCCUGAAGGCUGCGCAGGGGGCAGCCAAGGACCUGCACUACUGGAUCGGAAAGAAGGCGGACACAGAGGCGCAGGCCGUGGCGAGCACCUUCCUGCGGCGCCUGCAGGAGACCCUGGGUAGCGCCACCGUGUUGCACCGGGAGGUGCAGGAGCACGAAUCCGACUGUUUCUGCAGCUACAUCCGCCCAGGGAUCAUCUACAGGAAGGGAGGGCUGGCCUCUGCCCUCAAGCAUGUGGAGACCAAUAUGUACAACAUCCAGCGACUGCUACGCAUCAGAGGGAGGAAGCAUGUGUCAGCCACCGAGGUGUGGUGCAUCCAGGACUCAAGCAGGCAACCCGUGGAGCCCAAGCAUCAUGGACAGUUUUAUGCAGGCAACUGCUACCUUGUCUUCUACACAUACCAGAGGAUGGGUCACACCAAGUACACCCUGUACCUGUGGCAGGGCCAGCAGGCCACCGCACAAGAGAUCAAGGCCCUGAACGGCAACGCCGAGGAGCUGGACCUCCUGUACCACGGAGCCCUGGUACACGAGCACGUGACCAUGGGCAGUGAGCCCAAGCACUUCUUCGCCAUCUUCCAGGGCCAGAUGGUGGUCUUCCAGGGGAGCGCGGGGCACAGUGGGAGGGGGCAGCCAGCGUCUGCCACGAGGCUCUUCCACGUGCAAGGCACCGACAGCUACAACCCCAGGAUCAUGGAGGUGCCAGCCCGGGCCUCCACCCUCAACUCCAGUGACAUCUUCUUGCUGAUUACAGGCAGCAUCUGCUACAUCUGGUUUGGGAAGGGCUGCAGUGGUGACCAGCGUGUGAUGGCGCGGAAGGUGGUCACUGUCGUCUCUGGGAACAUGGAUCAGGAAACAGUGCUGGAGGGUCAGGAGCCUCCUCACUUCUGGGAGGCCCUGGGAGGCAGGGCUCCCUACCCCAGCAAGAGCCUCCCUGAGGACAUCUCCAGCUUCCAGCCACGGCUAUUUGAGUGCUCCAGCCACAACGGCCACCUGGUCCUCAUGGAGGUCGUGUUCUUCAGCCAGGACGACCUAGACAAGUAUGAUGUCAUGUUACUGGACACCUGGCAGGAGAUCUUCCUGUGGCUGGGAGAAGCUGUGAGCAAGCAGAAGGAGGAGGUGGUGGCCUGGGGCCGGGAGUACCUGCAGACCCACCCAGCGGGGAGGAGCCAGACCAUACCCAUCGUGCUCAUCAAGCAGGGCCAUGAGCCUCCCACUUUCACCGGAUGGUUCCUUGCCUGGGACCCCUACAAGUGGACUGAGAGUGAGAACAACCAGUCCUACAGGGAGUUGGUGGAGGGCAGCCUGGACACAAUAACGGCCAUCACUGAGAUAACAGCUGAAGUCAACAACUUCCGGCUGUCCCGAUGGCCAAGCAAUAGCAGUCCAGGCUCCUUGGCCCUACAGGCCCUCAAGGGCUCCCAGGACAGAUCAGAAAAUGAGCUGGAGCUGGGCCCCAAGGUGGAUGGCACCAGCACUGGCACCAGCAUCAGCAGCAUCAGCACCAGCAUCAGCAGCAGCAGCAGCAGCAGCAGCAGCAGCAGCACCAGCACCGGCACCGGCACCGGCACCAGCAACUACCACAACAGCCCCAGAUCCAUGAUCGAUGGGGGCCUGCCCCGUGAACAGCUGAUGUACAAGACUGCCAAGAACCUGCCAGUGGGCGUGGACCCCGCCCAAAAGGAGUUCUAUCUCUCAGACUCUGACUUCCAGGACAUCUUUGGGAAGUCCAAGGAGGAAUUCUACGGCAUGGCCAAGUGGAAGCAGCAGCAGCAGAAGAAGCAGCUCGGUUUCUUCUGA